Aspergillus puulaauensis is the source of this 756-nucleotide messenger RNA. RefSeq lists its product as uncharacterized. The record is from RefSeq and is a predicted model, not a curated record. Lineage: Eukaryota; Fungi; Ascomycota; Eurotiomycetes; Eurotiales; Aspergillaceae. Bases 1 to 756 code for a protein of 251 amino acids. The transcript is spliced from 2 exons.
AUGUCGAACCCUUUCCGCCAGUCGCAGUCGAAGUCGAAGUCGAAGUCGCACCAGUCUCGCCAUUCAAACAAGCACUCAACCAGACACUCAGCCUCUAAACACUCAACUCCCAGGAGGGGCGAUGCUUACUACGACCCCGGCCCAGUGCAGGACCCUGCAUACGGCUACGAUCAGACCGGCGAGUACUACGACGAGCAAUACGAUCAGGCAGGCUACGCGGACCCACAGGCAGACUAUCGACAGUCGCACCACCUGAGUGCACCCGUCGCAAAUGGCCAUGACCGCAGACAUAGACAUAGACACAAGCAUGAGCAUGAUGUCUACUGCGAUCCCAAAAACCAGCUUCCGCAAAACGCAGACUACUACGAACCGAACGUACAAUUCCGGUCUUCUACCCCCGACUCUGUCAAUCUGGGUGUCAAUAUCCCACAGGGUGUCGAUGCCGGUGUCGGUGGUAAUGGAGAUGGUACCCGCGGUAUAGGCGGUGCGAUGGCUGGCGGCGCAGCUGGGUAUUAUCUUGGACAUAAGAAAAGACACGGACUGCUGGGUGCAGUGGGUGGUGCGAUACUGGGCCAUUAUCUGCAGGAGAAAAGGAAAGAUGGACGCGGGAUUGCACCGCCUACUUCAGCUGCAGAUGGAGGAGCAGCGUACUAUGAUGGACAAGAGCAGUGGUCGCAGUCGCAGUAUGGGUCUGAUCGGUCGGCUGGGCGUCGGUCCAAGCACCACCGUCGCCAUGGGACUGGGAGUCGGCAGUGA